Sinocyclocheilus anshuiensis is the source of this 1429-nucleotide messenger RNA. Its product is annotated as zinc finger protein 33B-like. Bases 153 to 1166 code for a protein of 337 amino acids. Gene Ontology annotation, molecular function: RNA polymerase II cis-regulatory region sequence-specific DNA binding; DNA-binding transcription factor activity, RNA polymerase II-specific. The transcript is spliced from 5 exons. The record is from RefSeq and is a predicted model, not a curated record. Lineage: Eukaryota; Metazoa; Chordata; Actinopteri; Cypriniformes; Cyprinidae. Gene Ontology annotation, biological process: embryo development; regulation of transcription by RNA polymerase II. Gene Ontology annotation, cellular component: nucleus.
UCAGCCAAACGCUAUUUAUGGUUUGUUUCUACAGAAACAUUGUGCUGAAUAUAGGGACAGUGACUGCCAAAAAAAAAACAGCUAUAUUAAGAGUACAGUGGAGUCAAAUUUUUCUCCAAACAUUUUAAAGCUUCUCGUAAGCGACGGACAUCAUGAAUACUGGUGAUUUUCAGACGCAGUUAACAUCCAUAAUGGAAAUUAUGGCGAGAACCGCUGUUGCUGAAAUAGGCAAACUUUUCGAGGAGAAUUCUUUGUUGCUGCGAUUAGAGAUUUCACGCUGUACAAACGAAAAUGAAUCUCUGAAAAAGAAAUGUCAUUUUCUGGAGAACGAACUUAAGUUUGGAAAGACGAAGAGGACAGCUCCAUCAUCCCGCCUUCCGGGACUUGCAGACACUGAACAUCAGCCCACAAUUUACAGUGUCUUCGGUAAGGAAUGGUGCAUGAACCUCUGGAGACACGAGGAGUCAAAUGUUGGUCAGAAGGACGACACACACCUGAACUCAUCAGUCAACACAGAAGAGCCAAUAAAUUUGCUGGAUGAAGAACCAGAUGUGAUUAUGAUUAAUGAGGAGACACUGAAGGAUGACGAUUGCUCUAGGAAAAACGAAAGUAGCAGUUUAAGAGGACCUGCAGUGAUCAGUGAUAAGAGAUGUGUCGCCCAAAGCUCUGAUGAUUUUAUCACAUACACCAUACCUUCAGAUGACCAAGUCCAAUCGAACGUACACCAGACACAAGCUGAAGAACAACCUCUUGAUGGAAUGAUCUCUACACAAGGAGACAGCACAACAGAGCAAACUUUCCAUAGUACACACGACCACACAAGUAUUUCAGAAGAGAAGAGGUUUGAGUGUGUAUUCUGUCGACGAACCUUCAACAAAUUAACCUACCUGAAAGCACACAUGCGAACACACUCCGGAGAAAAACCUUACGUCUGUACAGUUUGUGGUAAAAGAUUUGCUCAAAAAACAUACCUCAGAAUACACCAGCGCACUCAUUCUGGUGAGAGGCCGUACUCGUGCAUGGAGUGUGGAAAGUGCUUUGCUCAAAAGAGCUCUCUAAAUGUACACCUCCGAAGCCACACUGGAGAAAAGCCAUAUAGCUGCUCAGAGUGUGGUAAAAGCUACGCGUACAAACAGGGUUUCAAUACACACCAGUGCUUCAGUUAGACUAGUACAUACUGAAGUGAACCAUUACUGAAUUUGAUCUGUAUCAAAGUUGCUGUUACAGCACAGUGUGCAUAACUCUGCAAUAUGUAUCAUUAACAAGUUGCAAGUAUGUCCAUGGUUCUUUUUCACAGAAAUUAAGUCUUUUGACAGUGUUUGGAAACGUGUUAUACAGAAGCAUCUGGAGUUUUCUGUGUAUUGACUUGCAUGUGUAUAUUAAUUUGAACAGAGGGAUAAACAAAUAUGCUUGAAUAAACUUGACAAAG